Messenger RNA from Penicillium canariense, 492 nucleotides. RefSeq lists its product as uncharacterized. The record is from RefSeq and is a predicted model, not a curated record. Bases 1 to 492 code for a protein of 163 amino acids. The transcript has a single exon. NCBI's taxonomy places the organism in Eukaryota, Fungi, Ascomycota, Eurotiomycetes, Eurotiales, Aspergillaceae.
AUGGCUCCCCUCCGCACUUUUCUCUGCCUGCUGGCAGCCUCCGCGCCAAUCUACGCCGAACACCUCAGGGUCGUCUGGUCUGCUGGUGACUUUUCCACCAUCUCUGGCCCAGCUGGGGGCAACACGAACGGGCACUAUUCCGGUUUUGCCAUCAUUAACGAUGCGGGUGAGGCCAUCUACGACCAAGGCUUCCCUGAUGACCACUCGCCCUGCUACAACACCGAUGACGGCCGCGAGUUUACUAUCGAGGGCGACUGCUGGAGCACUCCUCGCAAGUUCAAGUGCAAGGCUGACUUUGCAGGUCACCCUGAGACCUGCGAGGUGAAGGAUGGCAAUGGCAACAGCCUUGGUACUAGCAAUGGACAGACCGACACGACCUUUAUUGGUAUUGCUAUUGGCCAGGACUCCAGCUGCGUUGUCGAGUUCAAUUCUGACAGCGACGGUUGCCCAGUGGAUGACGGCAAUGGCCCCCUUCACGUUACUUCCGGUUAA